Messenger RNA from Zygosaccharomyces rouxii, 1701 nucleotides. It is a transcript of the gene GAS2, whose product is annotated as 1,3-beta-glucanosyltransferase. The coding region runs from base 1 to 1701 and encodes 566 amino acids. Gene Ontology annotation, cellular component: cytoplasm; fungal-type cell wall. Gene Ontology annotation, biological process: fungal-type cell wall (1->3)-beta-D-glucan biosynthetic process. The record is from RefSeq and is a predicted model, not a curated record. The transcript has a single exon. Gene Ontology annotation, molecular function: 1,3-beta-glucanosyltransferase activity. Lineage: Eukaryota; Fungi; Ascomycota; Saccharomycetes; Saccharomycetales; Saccharomycetaceae.
AUGAAAAUGAGUUGGAGAGGCAUUCUUUUUGUAUUAUCAAGUAUCGUAAGCGCGGUAACUGCGAUUUCAGCGCUGAACCGAAAUUCUGUAUUUGACAUAUAUUCUGAUAGCAUUGCACCAAUCGAAGUCGUUGGGAGGAAAUUUUACAACUCUAGAACUGGAAAUCAGUUCUUUUUGAGAGGUGUUGCGUACCAACCAACGAUAGCGUCAGAAUCUUGGAAUCCUGAAAUAUUAAAUUCGGAGACCAACUAUAUCGAUCCUCUGGCAGAACCAUCUCUAUGCCUUAGAGAUCUCCCAUUCUUCGAAAAAUUGGAUGUAAAUACAUUAAGAGUGUAUUCUAUCGAUACUAGAAAAAAUCAUGAUGUCUGCAUGGAAGCAUUAGCGAACAGUGGCAUUUACGUAUUGAUAGAUUUAUCUGAGCCAAAUCAUUCCAUCGAGAGAAAUCGACCAAGUUGGGAUAUCUCAAUUUUCGAAAGGUAUACCUCUGUAGUAGAUGUAAUGCAAAAAUAUUCAAACGUUCUUGGAUUCUUUGCAGGUAACGAGGUGACUAAUGAUGAAACGAAUACGAAUGCAUCUCCCUUUGUAAAAGCCGCCAUUAGAGAUGUAAAGCAAUAUAUCCAAGAAAAGAGUUAUAGACAGAUUCCUGUUGGAUAUUCUUCAAGUGAUGAUGCCACCACUAGAGAUUCUUUGGCAAAAUAUUUUGUCUGCGGUGGUGAAACUGCAGCUGAUUUCUAUGGUAUUAACAUGUACGAAUGGUGCGGUUAUUCGUCAUAUGCAACCAGUGGAUAUAGAGAACGAACUUUGGAGUUUGCCAACUAUCCUAUUCCUGUUUUCUUUUCAGAAUUUGGUUGUAAUAGUGUUAGACCAAGACCAUUCACUGAAGUUAGUGCCAUAUUUGGGCCCAAGAUGUCUCAAGUUUGGUCUGGUGGCCUAGCGUACAUGUAUUUUGAAGAGGAAAACGAAUACGGCUUAGUAAAGAUUGACGAAACCGGUUCAGUUCAUGAAUUGGAAGAUUUCAAAUAUUUACAAAAUGCUUAUAGAAACACUUCACCUUAUGGUAUCACUAAGGAAAAAUAUCUGCAAGAUAUUAGUUUCGCCAUUUCCACGCAGUCUGUUGAAUGUCCUAAUGAAGUGUCUGCCGCAAACACUCACACACCCUGGAAAGCAAAUGUGGAAAUACCACCAUCUCCCAAUGCCAAAAUAUGUCAAUGUUUGGAGCAAGUCUUACCAUGUCUUGUAUCACCAUUGAAUGGUUGGAAUUUUCAAGAUCAUUUUGAUUAUGCAUGUAGUCAAGUGGAUUGUUCAGAUAUUACCACUGAUGGCGAAAAGGGAAUUUACGGUGAAUUUUCAUACUGCUUGCCUGAACAAAAAUUAUCAUUAGAGAUCAGUAAAAUGUACCAUAUGAGAAACCACCCCACUGGAGUUUGUCCCAUGAGCAGCAAUAACGUCUAUUAUAAUGCGCAGAGUAUGAAUAUAACUGACCCCAUGUGUAUUGAAGUUUCCCACAGAUUGCAGGAAUUACAAAAGGCGGCAGACAGUAGAAAGACACCAGCAGUAAAAAAAUUAGUUAAACCCAAAAUGAAAAAUGCCAGUCAUACUAAACUUUUAUUAGAUACAGACUCUGGUUCUUCGGUAAAGUUUAAAUAUUCAGGAUAUGCAAUUCUACUCAUCUCCAUUAUAUUUGCCACUAUGGUCUUUUAG